Messenger RNA from Desarmillaria tabescens, 511 nucleotides. RefSeq lists its product as uncharacterized. The transcript has a single exon. The record is from RefSeq and is a predicted model, not a curated record. NCBI's taxonomy places the organism in Eukaryota, Fungi, Basidiomycota, Agaricomycetes, Agaricales, Physalacriaceae. Bases 129 to 347 code for a protein of 72 amino acids.
CAAACGCUCAUCCCAUAAAACAUAUUCUCCGAACAAGUCAAUGGGCGUCAGUGAUUCUUCUAUUCACGCGUGUGCUUAAAUUCCUUUGCUCUCGAUCAACUACAAAUGUUCUUCACAAAAGACCGCAGAUGAUGACUUUGCGACAUCUAAAUUUCAUGAUUGUAGUAUCUUGUAUACACUGCAGCAGCGGCUGGUGCGUUUUUGGUAGCCCGAAAUGGAACCUUAUAGGUUUUCGUUCUCAAUUUGAAGUUCUACGCCCUGAGAGCUGUAAAACGAAAAAAAGCUCAAUGUCAUUGCUUCGUAGGGAUGAAUACUGUUCAUACCGUUUUACUGAGCGCCUUUUCUAGAACAUUGAAUUUGUCCUAACGACCGGUAUCGACAUCCCAGUCGGCUGACAUUACCAUUCAGUCAGACUCCUACCAUGGUGCGGUGUACGUCCUUCGUUGUGACAUGGAUAUCCGACUUAACGCUUAACGCGUUCACCUUGUUUGUCUCUGUCGCAGCUACGUUG